GCGGCCGCAGGAGCCGGCGGGGCAGCUACGCGGGGUCCUCGCGCGCCGCCCACGUGGGGCCGAGGCGAGCUCCGGGCCGGGUUCCGGAGGUCUGGCCGCGCCAGCGGGUGCCGGCGCCCGCCCGUGUCCGCCUGUGCCAGCGCGUCGCCGUGCGCCAUGGCAGCCGCCGGCGGGCUGCUCCUCCACGUUGCGGAGUCCCCGGCCGCCGGCCCCGGGACGCUCUCCGGACCCCGCUGGGCCCAGGCGAGGCGGCAAGCAGAGGCCACCAAAAGAAAACACCAAGCAUCCGGGGAGGCUCCCCCAGCGAAGCGGAGGAACAAGGCAGCGUUUCUCCUGGCCAAGAAGGCUGCUGCUAAAGAAACACAAAGGACUUUCAAGGGGAAGGCACAGAAAACAUUUUCUCCAAGGAAAUCUUUGGUCGGUGUGAGUGACGGAACCCGAGAACAGAAGCUGUGCGUUAGGACUUCAUCGUUAUUUAAAAACAACCCUGAAAUCCCAGAGCUCCACAGACCUGUAGUGAAGCCGGUGCGAGAGGAGGUGUUCACUUCGGAAGCUUUCCAUGGACUGGACCUCCACCCGCAUUUAAUUUCCACAAUAAAUACGGUCUUAAACAUGACUAGUAUGACCAGCGUUCAGAAGCAAAGUAUUCCGGCGUUGCUGGAAGGCAGAGAUGCUCUGGUGAGAUCACAGACGGGCUCAGGUAAAACUCUAGCCUACUGUAUCCCUGUGGUCCAGUCUCUUCAAGCAAUGAAAUCAAAAAUACAGCGCAGUGAUGGCCCCUACGCCCUGGUGCUGGUGCCGACACGAGAGCUGGCUCUGCAAAGCUUUGACACUGUCCAGAAACUGCUUAAGCCAUUUACCUGGAUUGUGCCUGGAGUGUUGAUGGGAGGAGAGAGAAGGAAAUCAGAAAAGGCCAGACUCCGCAAAGGAAUAAAUAUCCUUAUCUCGACUCCUGGGCGGCUGGUGGAUCAUAUCAAAUCCACGAAGAACAUUCAUUUUCGUCGGAUACGGUGGCUGAUUUUGGAUGAAGCAGACAGAAUCCUGGAUUUGGGUUUUGAAAAGGAUAUCACGGUGAUACUCAAUGCUGUAAAUGCUGAGUGCCAGAAACGACAGAACGUCUUACUGUCGGCGACACUCACGGAAGGUGGGACCCGGCUAGCUGCUAUCAGCUUGCUCAAUCCGGUCAGGAUUUCUGUCCUGGAUGAACACCGUGCCCAGUCUGAGCCACAGGGCGGAGCAGUUCAGGAGGCCUCCCCUCCUCCCAGGCCUGGCAGCGAGCCGGACAGCUUUGCGAUUCCGGAAAGUCUCCAUCAGCACGUGGCAUUGGUUCCCAGCAAACUGAGGCUCGUCUCCCUGGCGGCCUUCAUCCUGCAGAAGUGCAAGUUUGAAAAAGACCAGAAGAUGAUCGUGUUUUUCUCGAGUUGUGAGCUGGUGGAGUUCCACUACCAUCUCUUCCUGCAGACCCUGCCGAGCCGCUUCGGGGCCCCAGCGUCCGGGCAGCCGCCGUCUGCGUCCACACGAUUAAAAUUCCUGCGGCUGCACGGCAACAUGGAGCAGGAGGAAAGGACAGCAGUGUUUCAAGAAUUCUCGCAUUCCAAGACAGGCGUCCUUCUUUGUACGGAUGUUGCAGCUCGGGGCUUAGAUCUCCCUCAAGUCACGUGGAUUGUUCAGUACAACGCGCCAUCGUCACCUGCUGAAUACAUCCACCGGAUCGGGAGAACCGCCCGGAUUGGCUGCCGUGGGAGCAGCCUGCUCAUUUUGGCUCCUUCGGAGGCAGAAUAUGUCAACUCGUUGGCUUCUCACAAAAUCAACGUUUCUGAGAUGAAGAUGGAAGAGAUUUGUCUGUUCUGACAAGGGAUGACUGUUCAAACGGGGCCGGUACGGAAGCCAGAAAUCCCGUGCUGCCGGCCCCCAGGAAAUCCGAGAGCGAGCCACAGUCCUGCAGACGGUAUUUGAAGAUUACGUGCACUCCAGUGAGAGGAGGGUCUCCUGGGCAAAGAAAG
Lutra lutra (Eurasian river otter) is the source of this 2003-nucleotide messenger RNA. RefSeq names its product DEAD-box helicase 31 (gene DDX31). Gene Ontology annotation, molecular function: ATP binding; nucleic acid binding. Gene Ontology annotation, biological process: ribosome biogenesis. The record is from RefSeq and is a predicted model, not a curated record. Gene Ontology annotation, cellular component: nucleus. NCBI's taxonomy places the organism in Eukaryota, Metazoa, Chordata, Mammalia, Carnivora, Mustelidae.